Molecule: messenger RNA, 1377 nt
Organism: Aspergillus lentulus
Lineage: Eukaryota; Fungi; Ascomycota; Eurotiomycetes; Eurotiales; Aspergillaceae
Source: RefSeq, a predicted model, not a curated record
AUGGCCUCAGCUGAAAUACAGACUCUGUUGCGAUUUUUAUCACAUGAUGCCAAGUUACCACUGGCGUCAGCCAUGGGCAAAGUCAUGGAUCUCCAGAAAGCCAACCUAAUAUCCGUGGAGCAACUUUCAAAAGCAGAACUCAAGUCUCUUCAGGAGAUUUUCAAAGAUGACAAAGUUGCUAAACAGGUGCUGAACGCUGCCAAGAGAGCCUCCAAGAAGCGUCAAGCGCCAACUGGCAAUUCGGACUCGCCACAGAAAAAGGCCAGGGGAGCAGCUCGCAUUGAUGAAACGCCAUACGAGACUGAAUCAGCCCUUUCUUUGCCUAUCUCAUCAGCAUCGGAAGAUGAGCUGUCGCGAAUAAUUCUGUUGACUAACAGGGCACCUCUUGUGCUCGCAUUUGCAGUCUGUGUCUUGAAAUACACAAUGCCAGAGCAGCCAAUCUCCAGCAGACUCAGCCUUGCGCAAGCUGUCGUCAGUGCCAACAGCCGCUCGAAGGCCAUCAGCCUAGGAAUUGAAAGCGGCAAAACCGCUGAGCAAGAAGGUUGGGGUGAAGGCCAUCCUGUGAUCAAAGUCCUGGGGCGAGAGAUCAAGGUUCUAAAACGGUGGGAUUAUAAUCCCCAAGAAGGCAAACCAACAGAAGAACCAAGCUCAGAGCAAGAUGCUGGAAAUGCUGCCGCCGCUUCUGCCGACAUCUUGGGCAAGGGGGAUUCAGAUGGUUCAGACACAUCGCCCCCUCUUUGGGGCGUGGAUCUUGAAGCCCUAAGAAGUGCUCAGGGCAGUGGCCCGAGCCCUGCUACGAAAGGCAGCACAAGUCUUCCAAUCUUCACGCCGAGUUCUGCAAAAUCAUAUCUCUACAGAUCCUUUACUGAGGCGGCUACAGAGACUACAGAGACUGACAAUGGCUCCAGCAAGACGAAACGCAAGUCGGUCAAGCAAUUGGAAGCCGAGAAAGAGACUUGCUUGGGCUACUUGCUGCAAGCUAUCGACCUGGUCUGCCAGUCCUGGGCCAGCACUCUAAGCAAAGAGGAGCUGGAUAGACGUGCUUGGGCCUGGGCAAGUGAAAUUGUCGGAUAUCUUGGCGCUCCGAAGAAAUCCUUGAACAGCCUGCCUGGAGCUAGCUGCACCAUCGCCAAGGAGAGCAUGCCUCUCCGCUCUGCUUCUGCAGCGCGUGCUGCACUUGCCUCCCGCUUCUUCUGUGCUCAGCUUCUCACUCACGCCCCGCUUUCACAGCGGCAGCAGGAGUUGCCUUCUCAGCUUUGGGAACGCAGAGCGCCAGCUGUCCCCAAUCCGAUGAAAGUCUACCUUCCAGACAAGCAAGUGCUUGAACAUGGACAGCCGUUGCCGCCAAAGCCAGGCGCACCGCAGAGGCCGGAGUAA